AUCAACAGUUAUAAAACAUUGAAAAUAAAAACACGGAACUUGUAUAGCUCACUCACACUCUCUCUCCCUCUAUAUCGAUCUCUCUAUCGCUCUCUCUCAUAGCUCUUUGCGGUCAUGGCUAUUAAUUUUGUCCGUACACUGUCAAUUAUGGAUCUCUCGCUUUUUGUGGAUUCCACUGAAGAUUUUGAGCGAUUGUUCGAUUACUCUCAAGUUCAGCCUCUCAAUUUCGUGUCCCUUGACGAUGAUGAUGAUGAUACUGCAUCCCCAGCUUUGUCUCCUAAACGGAGGAGGAUUGCCAAACCUAUUAGAGUUGGUCCUUGACAAUGCCAAGCAGCAGAUCAAGAGCUUAGAAAUAAAGCUGAAUUCUGCUAAUGCUAGCCACCAAUCAGAUAAGGAAACAGGGAAAUGAACCUUCAAAAUAUAGAAGAAGCAUGGCGAAUCAAAUGUAAGGGAGUGAAGGCUCAAAAUGAAGCAUCGUCUGCACAGGAUGUACAAAAAGAAUUGGAUGAGCUCAAAUUACAUUAUAAAAGAUUGAAGGAAGAGCAUGAUACAUUUCGUGAUCUUGCUGAUCGAAUGAUUGAGGAGAAGGACAAAGAAAUUUAUAAACUUCUUGAUGACAAUAAGGAUCUUCAUCAAUCUUUAGAAUCAAGACCACCUGUUGAUCACAAUGGAAAUCACUACACACGUAUGAACCCAUUCUUGCUACCACUUGUCAGCACCUCUAUUGCCAUGCAAAAGCAGGAUGCACAGAAUUUAAGCACUUCUGCAGCAGAACAGCAGAUUCUGCUUUUGGCAAGGCAGCAAGCUCAGAAAGAGGAAGAGCUAGCACAAUCACAAUGGCAUAUUUUAGCACUUCAAGAGGAAAUUGAAGAGCUUGAAUGUGAGAAUCGUCUCCAUAGCCAACAGCAGCGAGAAGCCAACUGGUUGUUGGACUGACUUGUGGUGUGUUCUGGCGAAGCGCCAGGUUGUUGGUAAGGAGCUGGAGCUAGCUGCCGGGGCUUACACAAAAUGACUCUUCAUUUGGAUUAUUUGUGCACAAGUGUGAACUUAAAAGACACAUUGCACAGUAUUAGGGUUGAUUAGUACACAAUCGGACUGGUAAGAAAAUGUUCAGCAAAUUACAUGAAAAAAAACGUACGGCACUUGCGUGUAUAUAUAUAUAUAUAUAUAUAUAGAAAAAUGAGAAAUUUUAAUGGAAAAAUCAACAGCUAGAACACGUACGAUAGGUAUGCACUAUAUGUACGGAAUUUUAACAAGUGAAAUGCAUGCGUGUUUUGACUAUU
Messenger RNA from Quercus robur (English oak), 1283 nucleotides. RefSeq names its product protein GRIP-like. The transcript has 11 exons. NCBI's taxonomy places the organism in Eukaryota, Viridiplantae, Streptophyta, Magnoliopsida, Fagales, Fagaceae. The record is from RefSeq and is a predicted model, not a curated record. The coding region runs from base 406 to 936 and encodes 176 amino acids.